Messenger RNA from Sclerotinia trifoliorum, 1337 nucleotides. NCBI's taxonomy places the organism in Eukaryota, Fungi, Ascomycota, Leotiomycetes, Helotiales, Sclerotiniaceae. The record is from the annotation of a GenBank genome assembly.
UUUUAGUUUGGUUUGGUUUUUGAUGUUGAUGUUGAUUAAUCGACUUGAUUUUUAUCGAUAUUGGUUGAAUUUUAUAUCACCAUAACUAAUCCAGUCCAUUCGUCUAUCCAUCUAUCUAUCCAUCCAUACAUCCAGCAUAAGCAAACCUCGAAAUACAAAACUCAUCACAGGAAAAUACCCAAACAACACAUACCCCCCCCCAAAAAUGCUUCAUCAAAGCCUCUUCACACUCUUCACUCUUCUAUUCACCAUCUCCGCAUCUCCUCUUUACACUCAUUCUUCGGUUUCUCUAAGAGAUGUUGCUCAAACCCAGUCUUCCCGUACUACAACAUGUCUGAGUACUUAUUUUGGUGGUUGUUGUGUUGUGGAUGGGUAUGGAGUUUAUGGAUCUUGUAUGUUGUCUAAAUCCUUCUAACCCCUCUCGCUUCAUCAUUCUACUCGCCCACGCCUCAUUGCCUAGCUAUCCAUCACUCCCUUCGCCCUCGUUGUGAAUUCUUCCAUCACCUCAAAGAGAAACAAAACCAUCUAACACACCAAAAGGUACAAACGCAACACUACUCGCUGAAAAUGUCGCAUGGAAUGGUAUACCCACGACGCUUACUGCAAAUGAAUGGGCAUGCACAAGUCUUAUUGAUGGAAAGGUAAUAAGUACAGGUUGUUGUGAAUGGAGCGAGAGUUAUGUAUGUGUUACUUUACUUUUCUUUUUGUGAAAUGAUUUUUGGAGAGAUAUUUUUGUCUUUCCGUGGUAACUCCUUAUUAUUCCCCAUCCCGCGCUCUCCGGGUCCUCCAUCCCUUUCCUCCGAUUAGCUAGCCUUCCCCUCGUCAUCCUUCCGCCACCCGCUACUCCCAAACCCCUCACCCCGCUUCCUCCCUUCAUCCCCAAGAUCUCAAUGCACAAAUCAAAUAAUCCAAACUAACCCCUAGCUCAAAAUAAAAGGUCGAUGUAACAUACCCUAAUGGAGUAAUUGUUCCUACAUUAGAAAAAUCAAUGGCUUGUACAGCUAGCAGUGCUGGUGUUUCGAAAAGGACGGAGGAGCUCGAGAGUGGAAAGGUUAUAUGAGGAGAUUGAGGUUGUCUUUGGCCUUUUAAUGGUUAUAAGUUGGAUGGGAGGGAUGGUUAGGAUGGAUAGGAUGGAUGGGUCGUAGGGAAAUUAGGUGAGGUUUUGGAGAAGAGGAGUGGGAGUGGGAAAGUAGGUCAGGACAGCGACCGCUAUGAUUUGGAAGAUUCGGAAAUUUGUGUGUGGAAAAAUUACUCGGAAGAGAUAUUUUAUUUCAUUUGGAUAUCGAUGAAGAGUUGAGGAUUAUGCGAUGCGAGUGGUUAGAAGAAAGAGGGAGGUA